UUUCCCUCCUUCAAAGUUUCCUCUCUCUCUCUCUCUCUCUUUCUUCGAAGAGUCAUGAAUCCUCACUGAUCCCAGAGCGUGUGGCGGAACACUUCGCGUUGACGCUUCCGAAAGAUGCACGACUUUCUCGGAUCGGUUCGCCGAUCCUUAGUUUUCCGGUCAUCUCUGGGAGGCGGCGGCGACGACGAUGGCGGUGGCUUCGGCGGAUUCGUGGGGAAGAUAAAUUCCAGCAUCCGCAACUCUCGUAUCGGACUGUUCUCCAGACCACCGGACUUACCUCCUCCAAAAAGGGAUGAAGCGCCGACGAUCCGGUGGAGGAAGGGCGAAUUAAUCGGUUGCGGUGCCUUCGGUAGAGUCUACAUGGGAAUGAACCUUGACUCCGGCGAGCUUCUUGCUGUUAAACAGGUUUUGAUUGCCCCAAACAGUGCGUCCAAAGAGAAGACUCAGGGUCACAUCCGGGAGCUUGAGGAAGAAGUACGACUCCUCAAGAAUCUUUCACAUCCAAACAUAGUUAGAUACCUGGGUACUGUAAGAGAGAAUGAUUCGUUGAAUAUAUUGAUGGAAUUUGUUCCUGGUGGGUCGAUUUCAUCACUUCUGGAGAAGUUUGGAUCCUUUCCUGAACCAGUAAUAAGAAUGUACACGAAGCAGCUGUUGCUUGGCCUAAAGUAUCUUCACAAUAAUGGGAUUAUGCAUAGAGAUAUCAAGGGGGCAAAUAUUUUGGUCGAUAACAAAGGGUGCAUCAGACUUGCAGAUUUUGGUGCUUCCAAGAAAGUUGUAGAGCUAGCUACUAUAAAUGGUGCCAAAUCUAUGAAGGGUACGCCUUACUGGAUGGCUCCUGAAGUUAUUCUCCAGACUGGACAUAACUUCUCUGCUGAUAUAUGGAGUGUUGGGUGCACUGUAAUUGAGAUGGCUACAGGAAAGCCUCCCUGGAGUGAGCAGUAUCAGCAGUUUGCUGCUGUCCUCCAUAUUGGUAGAACAAAAGCGCAUCCACCAAUUCCUGGACAUCUCUCACCAGAGGCUAAAGAUUUUCUCUUGAAAUGCUUACACAAGGAGCCUAGCUUGAGACCUUCUGCAUCUGAAUUGCUUCAGCAUCCAUUUGUCACUGGAGAGUACCUGGAAUCUCAACCAGCAUUCUGUAAUUCUCUUACGGAACGUGGAAACUCGAUUGCAGCACCAGGAAUGACCCUUAGGAGCUCAAUAAACUCUUUGAUCAGGAGGUCUACCUGCUCAGGCUUGAAGGAUGUUUGUGAACUGGGAAGCAUUAGGAACUCAACUGUAUAUCCAGAGAACUCAAGCAUCUCAGUAUCCUAUAUGCACGCAGGUGACUCUGACGACCUCUGUCAGAUGGACAUGGAGGAUCUUUGUAACACUUCAUCAAUCAGAAUAAAUCCCGUGUUGCAGUCCACCGAGUUGAAUAAGAGUUUUAAUCCUGUGUUUGACUCCAUGGAUAAGUGGUCAUGCGAGUUUGACAAAAGCCCAGAAGUGAAAACGAGUGGAUCUAACUUGCCUUCUUCCCAAGUUAUCGAACCCAGUUCUACCGCUCCAUGUGAUGAGUACACCAACUUAACAUUACCUGGAGUCUCAUCAGUUGCCGAGGACGAUGAUGAAGUCACAGAGUCAAAAAUCAGAGCAUUUCUGGAUGAGAAGGCUCUAGAUUUGAAAAGGCUACAGACCCCUCUCUAUGAAGAGUUCUACAACACUAUCAAUCCAAGCACACCUCGUGGCGAAAACGCGCUAAACCUACUCAGGACAGGCAAAUCACCCAAGAGACUACCAAGUAGACGACUCUCUUCAAUCGGUGAUGCUAUAACGAGCCCUUCCAAAAGCACCAAACGCACACUAAACGCGAGCAGAAUGUUGCAGCAGGUCAAUGAAACACCUCGGGUUGACCUUUCCGGUGAGAAGCCAGGAAUGGGUAAUAACCCUUGCUUUUCAGAUAUAAGAAGAAAAUGGGAAGAAGAGCUCUACGAGGAGCUCGAGAGGCAUCGAGAGAAACUACGACAUGCUGGUGUGGGAGGGAAGACUUCAUCGUCGGUCCAUACAGAGCGUUCAAAACUCGCGUUUCCUGGGAGCUAAGCACUGUAUGUUCGUUCCUCUUUUUCUCACUUUGCACCCCCCAAAUAUAUAUAUAUAUAUAUGGAAGUAAGUGGUUCAUAGUGAUAGUAUACAAUUAUACUUACACCGUAGGAUACCUGCACCUUCUUCUUCUGGUGUGUAAUCGGUAAUCAAUUUCUUGUGGGCCUCUCCUGUGUUUGUUGUCUUCUAAACUCUAGAGAUGUUGAAUUGGGAAAGAGUAGUACAUCACAACUUUUAGACCCCAUAAACAUUAAGGGGAAGAUAUCCAAACAUAUGUGCGUAUGAUUUUCCA
Molecule: messenger RNA, 2368 nt
Organism: Tarenaya hassleriana
Lineage: Eukaryota; Viridiplantae; Streptophyta; Magnoliopsida; Brassicales; Cleomaceae
Product: mitogen-activated protein kinase kinase kinase 3
Exons: 17
Coding region: 115-2076 (653 amino acids)
Biological process (GO): protein phosphorylation
Molecular function (GO): ATP binding; protein kinase activity
Source: RefSeq, a predicted model, not a curated record